Capsicum annuum is the source of this 752-nucleotide messenger RNA. Its product is annotated as dirigent protein 5. The record is from RefSeq and is a predicted model, not a curated record. NCBI's taxonomy places the organism in Eukaryota, Viridiplantae, Streptophyta, Magnoliopsida, Solanales, Solanaceae. Bases 1 to 558 code for a protein of 185 amino acids. The transcript has a single exon.
AUGGAGAAAUUUUCUUGUUAUUUCAAGAUCCUAAUUUUUAUUAUACUCAUCACUUCUUGUUUUCUCAUAGCCAAUUCUAAAACCCUAAAACCCAAAAAACCAUGCAAACAACUUGUCCUUUAUUACCAUGACAUCCUUUUCAACGUAACAAUAACAAAUUCUGCAAAUGCUACCUCUGCAAAUGUCUCGAACCCUCCUAAUGUCCUAGGAGAUUACAAUUUUGGGAUGUUAGUAGUUUUUGACGAUCCAAUAACAGAAGAUCAAAAUUUGGUGUCAACACCUGUUGCGCGAGCACAAGGAUUUUAUUUAUAUAACAUGAAGAGUAAGUAUAAUGCAUGGUUUGCUUAUACUUUGGUGUUUAAUUCAAGUGAGUAUUGUGGUACAUUAAAUAUUAUGGGGGCAGAUAUUAUAGACCAAAAAACUAGAGACUUAAGUAUUGUUGGAGGGACAGGAGAUUUCUUUAUGGCUAGAGGUGUUGUAACAUUUAGUACUGAUGCUGUUGAAGGAUUGGGGUAUUUUCGUCUCAAAAUGGAUAUUAAGUUGUAUGAAUGCUAUUAAAUUGUAUUUUCUUAAACAUUUGAGUUGAGGGUCUUUGGAAACAGUUUCUUAAUUUGGUAAGGUCUGAGUACACUUUAUUCUCCCCAGACCUCACUUAUGAAAGUGAUUUACUGGGGAGUAGUACUUCCUCCGUGUGUUCCAGUACUUCAUGCGUUUCAUUUGUUUGUCUAGUUCUGACUUGACAAGAAAUUUAA